AUGCACUUCAACAUCCUUGCGGUAGUAACAUUGCUCUUCCUUACGGGAACUAGCAUGGCAAGCGAUUGCGAGGUGUAUGCGAAUCUCUAUUGUGAAAAUCAGGGCGGAGCGCACCCCAUGGCAACUCCGUAUAGGUGUUUGCCUACAGCGGAUGAUCCUCGUAGUGUGAAAGGUCCGUCGAAUAACUGGUGCCGGUACGUCAACGGUGUAAGCCAGACAAAAUGGUAUUGCGUAAGUUUUCAUGCUUUUUUUUAA
Molecule: messenger RNA, 255 nt
Organism: Bipolaris maydis ATCC 48331
Lineage: Eukaryota; Fungi; Ascomycota; Dothideomycetes; Pleosporales; Pleosporaceae
Source: RefSeq, a predicted model, not a curated record